Molecule: messenger RNA, 276 nt
Organism: Perkinsus marinus ATCC 50983
Lineage: Eukaryota; Perkinsozoa; Perkinsida; Perkinsidae
Product: Protein NEF1, putative
Exons: 3
Coding region: 1-276 (91 amino acids)
Biological process (GO): protein N-linked glycosylation
Cellular component (GO): membrane-bounded organelle
Source: RefSeq, a predicted model, not a curated record
AUGGAUAUCAUUCCCGUCCAGCAUCUCGUCCAAGAAUCCAUGCCAACCGACACAGUUCCUUAUGAGCCCCCAGUGGACCCGGAGCAGUUCGUGAGGCUAGCAGUGAGCCUGCUGACGUUGGGACUAGGAUUCACCUGUUGGCUGAUGAUGUACAAUGUUACAAGGACCAAGUUUGAGAGGUCCCUCGCCAAGGAGCUCAUAGUCGCGGCUUUCGCGUCUAUCACCCUCGGCACUGGUGCGUUCUUCGCUAUGUUAUCGGCGGACCUCUAUGUGUGA